This is a messenger RNA of Panicum hallii, 1182 nucleotides long. RefSeq names its product CRIB domain-containing protein RIC10-like. The record is from RefSeq and is a predicted model, not a curated record. Bases 134 to 622 code for a protein of 162 amino acids. The transcript is spliced from 5 exons. Lineage: Eukaryota; Viridiplantae; Streptophyta; Magnoliopsida; Poales; Poaceae.
GUCAUACUAGAGGGGAGGAUGGGAGGUGGUGGGACUGUUGCAUACUCCAAGUAAUUCCAUUGAUACAUCCAAGAAGAGUAUCAACACCAUCAUUUUCUAACUUUAGAGGACUCGUUCCUGUUCACAUCUACCAAUGGCGUACAAGAUGAAAGGCGUAUUCAAGGGCCUCAAGGUCAUCUCUCAGAUCUUCGUGGUCAAGGAACAUCAGAUGGAGAUCGGUCAUCCCACUGAUGUGAAGCAUGUUGCGCAUAUAGGUUGGGACAGCCCAACAGGGAGUGCAGCUUCUCCUAGCUGGAUGAAUGACAUGAAGGGGUCACCGGACUUCUCAUCGCUGAGCAGCAUUGGACCGUCAGCACGCACCUCCUGGGCUUCUCAAGAUUUUGACGAGCCUCGUGUUAUAUCACCCUUUGGCAUUUUCCCAGAAAAUACGAGUCAAGAAGCAACCCCAUACCCUGACAUACCGAAGCCACCCAGGAAGUCAAGGAAGAAAUCCAAGACUGGUUCUCCGAGGGCAUCCGCGAGAUCCUCGAGGUCAUCAAGAUCAAGGUCCAAAAGCUCAUUUUCAUCUACCGCUGACACUAUUGGUGCCAGUGACAGACAACCUGAAAUCCAGACUGCAUAGACCAUUUGGUUCAGAUGAGCACUGGCGAAGGUAAAGUAGGCUGUGGAGGGUUCUGACUUGUGAGAGACUAUGCUUUGGUAUUCCGUUGAGAUUGACACAAGACUGGUUCUUUUUAACUCUUUAUGUUAAAGUGGGUGAUUAGAAGUAUGAAUUCUUUUAUUCUUUCCAAUUUAACGCAAAACUGGCAGUAGAAAUUUGUAGUUCUUGACGAGGCAAUGUACUCUGAGCCUCCAUGAAAUUCCCUGCACGAGGCAGCACCGCGGUUCCUAGAAUAAAUCGGGGAAAAUUUUUGCUCAUAGUUUAGUCAGAUUGAUGCAGAAGUGAGUUCAAAAUAGAGAAGUUUACAAUGCCAAGAAUUAAAAGCAAUAUACAACCAUUUGGUUCCUUUUGAGAUUAACACAUCGAUAUGGAUAUGGUAUGCUCUUACAAAUGCAAGUACAAUUCCAAAAUAAAAGUUGAACUCAAAUUAAUCGGCUGCCUAUUCAUCUGGUUCCCCAUAACAAAACGAAACAAAAACAAUGAUAGUCCCAUAUUCAAAUACCACAACUAAUUCGAUGAUU